This is a messenger RNA of Rosa rugosa (rugosa rose), 2751 nucleotides long. RefSeq lists its product as uncharacterized. Lineage: Eukaryota; Viridiplantae; Streptophyta; Magnoliopsida; Rosales; Rosaceae. The transcript has 5 exons. The record is from RefSeq and is a predicted model, not a curated record. The coding region runs from base 204 to 674 and encodes 156 amino acids.
CCAAUUGAAUCAAAUCUCAGAGCUCUCUCUCUCUGUCCGACCCAGAAGUCUCUCUCUCUCUCGCUCACACCCAUCGCCAAAUAAGAAGUGAACCCAAGAACCCAUAUCGAUUGGAACGCCGAAUUUCAGCUGUGAUCGUGAUUUGGAUAUUGAAGCUUUGAUUCUUUGCUGAAAGAUCGUUUAUCCAGCUCUGAGAACUUCAAAUGGAAGAUGAAUGGAAAAUUACUGAGGCCAUGCCACAGCUCAUGGUGGCUUCAGAAAAAGCAUUUGAAGCUGCAGAUUUCUAUGAACUCUUAUUUGGAGCACAGAAAACUCGAUACAAUGAGUUUCCCAUGCAGAGUCGAACGUCUGACAGGUACUGCCGGGUUGCAUGUGUGGAGCUCACAAUAGGUUCCAGCCCUCUUGUGGUGAGGGAUUUUGACAGUAUAAACAGUAGGGUUGUGAGAGAUGUAAAUUCAUGGGUUUCCACUUGCCUCCGCCUUCAAUGCUUGAACCUGGACCUUAUGAUGGCAAGGGCUGUCAGUAUGGGCUGCACGGUUCUUAAAGAAAUUUUGGAGGAUCCAUUUCGUCCUGGUGUGAUGGUCGGCAUUAUAAGAGAUCCAUUUGGCCAUGUAUGGAAGCUCAGCGACUCAUCUUAUAAAUGGCGUCUCAGAAGAGGGUUUCAUGAACACUGAGUGCAUGAACGUGUUGCUUCAAGGUUGGAGCAAGAGUAAGAGGGAGGAGAACAAAGGGCUGUUUGAAACCUAUGAUUUCACACCAAUGGUUGGGUCCUGUGAGACAAAGAAGAAUGCAGCACAUAUAGUCAGUACGUGCAGACAUCGAGGUCCCUUAUUUGACCCCAUUCUGUUUGAUUGCAAAUACACGGUAAGCCAUCAUGGAAUCUUUUGUAUCUUGAAUGUUUAAUCAUAUUAUUCUUAGAUAAAGUUAAUUAAUUUUCACAUCUCUUAGUUAAGUACAAAUCAUAUCUCUCUUUGGUAAAGGGAAGACCGCUAGAGGUCAUUUGGGGCUGCAGGGUUUUGGAUAACAGUUAAUUUGAACGGAAAUCUCCUGGUUUUUGACCUAGGUUUUUUUCUCUUUUUCAACACUUCACCUCCCUGUUGCAGUCUGCUUUGUUCUUCCUUUCUUGUUGCUGUGAACAUUUUGUCCACAGUUUUUGUUUCUCUCUUAUCAAUACAUGUUUGGUUAUGGGCAAAAGAAAAAAAAGUAAUUUACCAGAAGGCAUCGGUUUCUCAUCUACUUGCUGCAAAUUCUGGUGGUUAAUGGUAAAGGGUGAGGUUUUGAGAUGAUAAGUGAGUUGGGAAACAGCUUUUUGUCAUUCAUUUUUACACAUAAAUUAUCAAAUUAUCUUUUUUUCAAAAAAGAAAGAAAGUAAAAAGGAAAGAAAAUAAUAAUAAUAAAUAUUUUCAUAUUAUCAUCAUUUUUCCAUUACUAGGAUGUAUAUGAAUUACUCUUCCAUUGAAUUGGGACUUUUGGUUCCAAGGAACUCAAGAAAUCCAAAAGUUGGGUAGCUUAUGUCUUUAUUAUCUAGAGUUGAGUUAUUGUUCUGGUCUGAUCUAGACCAGACGAGAGAAAACGGUUGUUUGAGUCAUAGGGGAAUUCUUCUGUUAAUUUUCCUCUAGGUGUUUGGUAGAGAACCCUUCGAUUUAUAUUUCAUUCCCUCUUUUGCAAUAUGUAAGUUCCUUCUUAGAUAAGAAUGCUUGGAAUUUUUACACUUGGUUGAGAGGAGAAGAGCUGCAUUUUGUUUUCUCCUCAUCUCUCUUUGAUUGUGUAAUGGGUAACGUUGGUUGUGUGAAUGAACCAUUUCUCUUUGCAAUAUCUGGUUCUUUUAGCCAUGUUGGAAAGUGUUUUUAGAGAGUCGAAUAGAUUUUGGGACAAUCCAGUGAAGAAAGGGAAUAGUGCUGGUCGGAUGUUCAAUGUUGACUCAUUUCUAGGCCAUCUGGAUGGAAAGAUAUAAAAGUUCUGACUUCUGAGAAUGUGAAUGCAGAAGGGUUUUGGUGAUCUCUGUGGGAAUUGCUUUCCUCAGAGUUCAAAAAUAGCAUGCUGUUUGGAAUGUUGCUGCUUUGUAUACUAGAAGUCUAGAACAUCCAGCUAGAAACUUCAGUGGGACACCUUUUCCUCUGUCUUUUUUAAUUCUGGAAGUUUGUUGCUUUUCUAAAAAAUAAAUAAUAAAUUGGAUGCUAGGCAGUCUCGACAAUGCUACAAGAGCAGCUGAAUUACAAAGGAACACUUGUAGGGCUUGCUGAUCCAUCUACUUCCUUCAAAGACAGAGAAAGAUGCAUCGAAAAAGGAGCAGAUUUUGUUGUGGAAAAGCCCCUGAAUUUGAAAAAGCUUACCCACAUUCUGUUCAAGGCUCUGAAGAAGAAGAAAAAGGAGAAGAUGAAGGAACAAUAGUGCAUGAAGCAUGUGUCAUGAGGAGCACAGACAAGGGUGCCUGUCAGAUGAGGGCUGAAUAUGUGAAUUGGACAUGCUAAGGCUCAAGUGCUCCCAAUUACUCAAUUGCAAAUACGUCUGUCAAAAACAAGAUUAUUUCUGUAAAUACCUCAUAGGAUAAACAAUUGAAAGGAUGAAAGCCAAGUCAGUGUGGUGACAGGAUGCUUCACUGUUACAAUAUAGUAGUUAAGGUACUGAAAUUCUGCUGUGUAUGAGCUUAACUGGUUAGAUCUGUCAGUCAUGGCUUAAAGAUUGUGGUAUAAAAGUUUGAUUCAAAAGAAAUGUGUGAAAGUUUCUGAAAUCAAGGGAUGUAAUGGUGUA